This is a messenger RNA of Salvelinus namaycush (lake trout), 522 nucleotides long. RefSeq names its product olfactory marker protein-like. Gene Ontology annotation, biological process: sensory perception of smell; signal transduction. The record is from RefSeq and is a predicted model, not a curated record. The coding region runs from base 1 to 522 and encodes 173 amino acids. Lineage: Eukaryota; Metazoa; Chordata; Actinopteri; Salmoniformes; Salmonidae. The transcript has 2 exons.
AUGAGCUCUCAGACAUGCACAGACCCGGCCGCGGCCCCCUCGUCUGGCUCAGCCAUGGAGCUACGCUUUGCAGAGGACACUUCUCUCACUGAGGUAAUGCAGCUGCGUGUCCAGUCCCUGCAGCGGAGCGGUCAGAAGCGACAGGAGGGGGAGCGGUUGCUCCUCCCCCACGAGGCCGUUUACCGUCUGGACUUCUCCAAUCAGAAGCUGACGUUCAUCCACUGGUCGGUGUCUCUGAUUGGUCAUGGCAGAGUGACCGUCACAGGGAUCUCCCAGCUCUGGACCCCUGACCUCACACACCUGAUGACCCGGCAGCUUCUUGAACCCGUCGGAACAUUCUGGCGGAAUGCUGGUGACCCGGAGGACACACCCCUCAAGUGUCUGGAGGCGGACAUCCAGGAGUUUGGGGAGCGAAUCGCGGAGCUGGCAAAGGUCCGCAAGGUCAUGUACUUCCUGCUUGCCUUCAAGGAGGGGGCGGAGGCUGACAAGGUCAGCAUCUCCGUGGAGUUCAAUCAGGCCUGA